UAUUAUUUUAUACUUUUGGUAAACUCUGUUUAACUUCCUAAAUCUCAAUCUGCAACAAAGUUUUGCUGACAAUUUUGUAGCCUUCCCACCAUGUUUCUAUUUAAGUAUUGCAUGUCAGUCUUUGCCUACGAAGGUAGCUGUCUACUCCAUCUCUUUCCCUGACUGAACAAUGACUGAUUUUUCACGUAAUGCCGAUUCCGGGUGUUUGUCCGGCAUGUUUGGCCGGAUUUCAUGCUUUAGGAGCCUCCCAACUCACCCAGCCGAUAAUGUGAUUGACUCGAAGACAGUCGACAAGUCUGAAGAUCAGAAGGAAAAUCCGACAGCCAAGGCUAAAACCAAAGCUCCAGCUAACCCAGGAGUCGUUGCUCGACUAAUGGGCUUAGAUUCAUUGCCGGAGACAAUUUGGGUUCCUGGAAACGGAACCUCUGAUUCACUUGUGCGCAGUAGGUCAGUUAGUUUUGCGGAUUAUAUGCUGCAGUUGGAUUUAAGCCAAACUCAGCAUCGCCGGGUUAGAACAUCGGUGUCGUUUCGGGAGGUUCCAGCAUUGUCACAUCAACAGAAUCGUGAUCUCUUGGUUGUGUAUCUGGAUAAUGUGGAUGAAACCAAGGGAAAGGGAACGAAGGUGAGAAAAUGUGAAAGAGAUUCUGGAGAUUUGAAGCAGAGGAAGGCCGAACAGAGAAGUAAGAAAAAGGAGAUCAACACGAGGGAAAGAGCUAAUUCUACGAAGAAGAAGAAGAAGAAAAUGGAGAAUCAAGAAAACAACAGGAUCUCCAUGUUAAGGAACGAGCCUAGGAGAGUUGUCUCCACUAACCUUUCUAACCGCAAUACUACUGGAUCUGCUAAGCGUUUGAACCUUCUUCCAACUCACAGGAAGAAUGAGGACAGAACUGAUGUUGCAAAUUUGAAGGAGAAAAGUCCACACAAGGCGAGAAAUCAGAAGAAGCAAACUGUGGAAGCCAAGCCCAGAAGGAACAGAAAACUUCAGGGUACUUUAGCUGUUGAAGUAGAGCGUGAUGAACGUCGUGACUCUCAAAAUUCAACUCCUAUAUAUCUUCUUGAAGUCAAUGAUUCUGAAAUGCAACAAGAAGCUCAAAGGCCAAAGGAGUCGAAUUUAAAUCGAACAUCUUCACCAAAAGUUUCUUAUUAUACGGAUGAUCUUAGCAUAGGAGCAAUCAAGAAGGACUGCGACAACCAAAUGGACAUUCCAGAAACACAGUAUUAUGUGGACGUGCUAGUGAAGCUGUUUAGGAUGACAGAAACGGAUAUUGAAGAGUCAAAUUGGAUAGCAAAGAAUUCCCUUGGAUUUGAAGGUUUUGAAGAGGUCUGCCAAGAGCUCGAGCGACACAUUCUGGAUGUACUACUAAACCAGGUUUUAGAUGAACUAGUUGCAGAGAUUCCCUUUGAAAAUCUGGUACAUAUAAUGCUUGAAGAAGCAAAUUUAAAUUGGCUAUAAACAGUGUAAAGUUUGCUUUCAUUUUUAUUUGUUUCUUCUUGUGCAAAUUGACUUCGAGACUCGGAGCUUUCAGCUUUCACA
This is a messenger RNA of Carya illinoinensis, 1534 nucleotides long. RefSeq lists its product as uncharacterized. The transcript has 2 exons. The record is from RefSeq and is a predicted model, not a curated record. NCBI's taxonomy places the organism in Eukaryota, Viridiplantae, Streptophyta, Magnoliopsida, Fagales, Juglandaceae. Bases 170 to 1453 code for a protein of 427 amino acids.